AUGGAAAGUUUGUCAUUUAUUUAUGGACCGAGCGACUUCUUCCUGGCCAAGGCUUGCAAAGCCCGGUGCCUAUUGGCAGAAUGGUAUAGUGAAGGAUCCUUUGGCAUCCCUACCCAUAUGAAAACGCACACAGACGGCAAAUAUGCAGCGGUAUCCUUAGGCAUGCCUAAGCAUACCAUCGCAACGUCAUGCUUGCGCCUAACCUCUAUCAGAUCAAAAAAACCUGCCGAAACAUCCCGAAGGCUGCCUAGGCGUUCCAGAGGCUGCCGGCUCGGUAUCCCUAAGCUUACCGCGCUUCGUUUUUGUAGCUACAACCGUGAAGAAACCGUAAACAGUAUUCGACUGUUAGAACUACGUGUGCCAAGCCAUGCCGCGACCGGAGGUGAAGCACUGCUUGGUUGCCAGUUUGACCUACAAGGCGAUCUGCUAUAUUCUGUCAGCUGGUACAAAGAUGAUAAGAUGUUCUUCCGGUACAAGCCCGGCAAUGGAAACACUAUGAGUUUUCCUACCAAAGGCAUUACAAUUGAUAUGACACGCUCCUCGAGUGAUGUGGUAACUUUAGUGAAUUUGACCACGGAUUCUGCAGGACUCUAUAGGUGCGAGGUAGCGGGAGAAAAGCCUCGUUUUGACACUGCGGCUGCAGAAAAAUAUAUUACUAUUAACAUCCUCCCAAAGUCGAGUCCCCAAUUAUCAGGGAUGCGUUCCCAUUACAACUUUGGACAACUAGUAACAGUGAAUUGUACGUCUCCGGCGUCCCAACCAGAAGCCCAACUAGUCUGGCUGAUCAAUAACCGUCCCGUUUCAAAAAAACAACUCUUAGGUCCAUGGAAGAGAGUUGUUGAUGAUCCACCUGACACAACAGAAACAACGUUUGGACUUAGAUUUAGAGUUGCGGAAAAGCAUUUUGUUAACGAUAUCAUGGAACUGAAGUGUCAGUCUACAAUAGCGCCUCUUUACCAACGAGAGAAGGUUCAUAGAGUGCUAAAGCCUGGCACGCGGCCAACCACUCCCGAACCUGUAUUCUCAACAGACCCCUUGGAACCCGAAGACUUCAAACAAAUAAGCGAUAAUACUUUCCUUUGGGUUUUACCUCAAGAUACUACUGUUGCCAGUCCUUCCAAUGGAAAUAGUGUAUGGCGGCGCAAAUUUUUUCCAAUACAGUUCAUUACGUUUUUGUUCCAACUUAAAAUAUCUUAUACAUUAUUUUUAUAAUCAAAUCACCUAUGUCAAUUAUAUCGAUACAGUGUACUUAAAAUUACUGUUAUGUAAAUA
This is a messenger RNA of Hyposmocoma kahamanoa, 1272 nucleotides long. RefSeq lists its product as uncharacterized. NCBI's taxonomy places the organism in Eukaryota, Metazoa, Arthropoda, Insecta, Lepidoptera, Cosmopterigidae. Bases 1 to 1212 code for a protein of 403 amino acids. The transcript is spliced from 7 exons. The record is from RefSeq and is a predicted model, not a curated record.